UUGCUCCUCACUGCACACUCUCUCUUGUAUCCUCUUUCUCUCUUUCUCUGUGUGUUUUUGCUUCUUUUGAAGAAAUAUGGCUGAGGGAAGAGGCAGUGCAGUGGUGGGCAUGGUGGUCCUCUGGUUGUUGCUGCUCCAUUUUGAGAUGGGUAGUGCAGCAACUUAUACUGUUGGAGGUUCUAGUGGUUGGACCUUUAACGUUUCUGGCUGGCCUAAAGGAAAACGCUUUAGAGCUGGUGAUAUAAUUGUGUUCAACUAUAGUCCUUCAGCACACAACGUAGUGGCAGUGGGGAGGCCUGGAUACAGUUCAUGCAAAGCUCCAAAAGGUGCAAAAGUUUAUACAUCAGGCAAGGAUAGGAUCAAGCUUGUGAAGGGCCAAAACUUCUUUCUCUGCAGCUUUGCUGGUCACUGUCAGGCUGGAAUGAAAAUAGCCAUAACUGCUGUCUGAUAAAUCUAGCUACCUUGUUAAAAAUUUAGAAAUAUGAGAAAUUUUAAUUUCUCUUUCACUUUUCUGUAUGUUUAAUUUUAGGUUUUUGUGUUAAAAAUUGUCGCUCAUGUAUGGGUCUGACACAGACUCAAUCUGAGUGCUGGUGUGUCUUGCUUUUGUGGGUGGGUCGGUGGCUAGCCUGCCAUGUACACAGGCUAGCCUACCUAUAAUUUUAUCAAGUAGAAAGUGGAAAGAAAUAAAAGGGUUGGUAAUAUUUUGA
Molecule: messenger RNA, 707 nt
Organism: Manihot esculenta (cassava)
Lineage: Eukaryota; Viridiplantae; Streptophyta; Magnoliopsida; Malpighiales; Euphorbiaceae
Product: basic blue protein
Exons: 2
Coding region: 77-448 (123 amino acids)
Cellular component (GO): plasma membrane
Molecular function (GO): electron transfer activity
Source: RefSeq, a predicted model, not a curated record